GAGACAGCAAAGAGAGAGCCCUGCCCACUCUCACAAAACCAUUCAACUUGUGCACAGUGAGCACUCCCAGACUUCUACAGAGAACUACGCUUCCCUGGGGCAACCUUCUGAAGACGACUGCCCUUCCCACACAAAACCUCCCAAGGAUCAGACAUCAUCUCCACUCCAGCACUGGCAAGACCAUCUUCUGUCCACACCUGUCCUUCUCCAGCCAUCUCUCCUUUUUAAACACAAGGAUUAUUAUUUUUUGUUCUCACUUUUCCUCCAGUUUAGGUGUCACUUUUUAACUUUUAGUACAAGUCUUACAGCACUGCUGACAACAUUUAUUUGUCCAGAGCUUACCUUGUCUGGAGGAGUUUUUUUCUCUCUUUUGGCAGAAGGACUGAUCGUUUUUCCCCCACUCUCAUCAUUUUGCCUGCCAGUUGGUGCGCACUGCACUGCUCUCCGUUGUCCCGGCAGCAGACCUCGUCUAGUCCAGGAUGUCUCCUUUACCCCUGCUGAGUGGGAUGCUGCUGCUCUUUGCCCAUAGCUGUGCCGGGGCCGGCUCUUUGUCCGUGGCGAUGGGUGGUGGCCAGACGCCACCACAGACUCAGUCCCAGCUGGUGCCGGAGGUCACCGACUGCCCGUCCUGCGCCCUGGCGCGGCUGAACGAGGAGGAGGACGGCAGCAAACCCGAGGUGGUGGAGGCGGUGAAGAGGCACAUCCUCAACAUGCUGCACCUGCGGGCGCGGCCCAACGUCACGCACCCGGUGCCCCGCGCUGCUCUGCUCAAUGCCAUCCGCAAGCUGCACGUGGGAAGAGUGGCCGAGGACGGCAGCGUCCAGAUCGAGGAUGAGGGCCACGGGCGCCCCAAUGCCGCCGACAUGGCCGAGACGACUGAGAUCCUUACCUUCGCAGAGGCCGGCGACUCCCAGGGUAUGGUCAACUUCCUCAUUUCCAAGGAGGGCGGCGAGCUGUCUCUGGUGGACCAGGCUAAUGUAUGGAUCUUCCUCCGGCUGGCCAAGACCAAUCGCAGCCGUGCCAAGGUCACUAUACGCCUGUUGCAGCAGCGCCUUGGCGGAGACGGCCAUGAAGAGUCGGUGCCAGUGCCACUGGCCGAGAAGGCGGUGGACACACGGCGCAGUGGCUGGCACACUUUCCCCGUGUCGGCCAGCGUCCAGGCCCUGCUGAAGGGCGGCGGCAGCAUGCUCAGUGUGAGGGUCUCCUGCCCGCUGUGCGCCAAUGCUGGCGCCACGCCCAUCUUGGUGUCGACCAGUGGCAACCAGGAGCGUGAGCAGUCCCACCGGCCCUUCCUCAUGGCGGUGGUGCAGCAGGGCGAGGGCGGCGAGCCACGGCAACGCCGCAAACGGGGCCUGGAGUGUGACGGCAAGGUGCGUGCUUGCUGUAAGCGCCAGUUCUACGUCAAUUUCAAGGACAUUGGCUGGAGUGACUGGAUCAUAGCGCCGGGGGGCUACCACGCCAACUACUGCGAGGGCGACUGCCCCAGCCACGUGGCCAGCAUCACAGGCUCCUCGCUCUCCUUCCACUCCACCGUCAUCAACCACUACCGCAUACGGGGCUACGCGCCCUUCCAGAACAUUAAGUCGUGCUGCGUGCCCACGCGGCUACGCGCCAUGUCUAUGCUCUACUACAACGAAGAGCAAAAGAUCGUCAAAAAGGACAUCCAGAACAUGGUCGUAGAGGAGUGCGGCUGCUCGUAAAAAGUUCCUGGCGGAACUGGUGGGGCUGGGAGGUUGGUCUCAUGCCCAGAGAGACAGAACUAAACGAAAGAGGCCCUUUAUCUCUCUCUCUCUCUUGCGUGCAAGACACUUGUCAAGACCGACUUCUAUUUGGACUCAAUGACUUGCUUGUUCUCCAUUGUUGGCAAGUCCAGGGGGGUAUCUAUAACUCAGAGAAAACUCUGUGGCACUUUCAAAAAAUAAAAUUAAAAGAAUAUCUAAUAUAUUUUUGUUACUAAACAAAGGGAGGGAGGUGAGAGGAUAUUUAUGUGACCCAGAUGCGGUGUAGUUGCUCCUUUCAUGCACUGCAAGACGAGAGACCAUGCGAAUGAGGUGCCUGAAAAAUAUACAAACUAUGCAACUUGUCAAGUAUUACGAUUAAUUUCAGUUUUUUGCCUCUUUCAUUUUCUCAACUGUUUACUUUUUCUAAACUAAAAAAGAGGAAGACUUUUUUUUUGAGUGUGUGUGCAUGUGUUCAUUAUGUGUACAUGCGUGUUUGUGUGUGUGAGUGUGUGUUGUUGAGAGAUACUUGAAAGAAACACGUUGGACCAGAUGCUGGAACCAAACAUUUCUCUAUGUACAAUUAUUAUAAUUUGUUAUUGAUGAUAAUAUUAUUGUUUGAUGUUUUUGUUACAUUUUUGUUUAAAAACGUUACGAACGUUUUCAGUUUGCACUAUACUAACAUUCUGAUCAGCCUAGUCACAAAUAUCAAUGGUAUUCUAAGAGAGGUUAAAAAGCACUUAUGAAUCGAAAAAUCUAUAGAGAACGUGAGUUUAAAACAGAGGUAACGAGAAAAAAAGACGAGAUAUAAUUUAGAGAACACAUAGAUGUAUUACUACAGCAUUUUUUGACCACACCAAAGAGUUUGUGUAAGUAUUGCCAACCAUCAUUGUGAGGCUGUUACAGAUCAAAUGUCAGCAUUAGCAUAGCCUAGCAUCAGUGCCCAAACAUUCCUUCUGCUCCUGCACAAUGACUUCAUUUCCCAUAAUGCUCCACUCUAACCUAUAUUUUUCAAAAUACUAUCUUGUUGGAGAGCGGCUUAUAAUUGUAUUAUUAUAAUUUAAUUAUAAUUUGAUUAUUAUUGUAAAAGCACUUACUGUAGGCCAAUGUUGUCGCGUUUUGUCAGAAAAUGAAUGUCUCCAUUGAAUUUGGAAGUCUGAAAUAUGUUUCCUGAAAUUCUAGUUAAAAGAGUUUCAUAUUUCAAAAUAUCUCGCCAAAUAUUGGAAGGUCCCAUCUUACACCAAGUAAACGUUUUUGUUUGGAGAGUUGGUUUCUUUCGCUUGCCUUCAUACAACAUUGUACAUGUUCCAAUGUCUAAAAUGAAGCAAUUAGAAACUUUGGUAACACUUUAUUUUACUGCCCGCUGUUUACCAGCUAAUUAUUUAGAAAUUACUUAAUAAUUACAUAGUAAUUAUACUUUGGCUUCUUUGAGAUUCAUUUACACAAGCUUCACUAUGUAACAUUUGGUACUAGUUAAAGCAGGUAGUUACCAGUAUUAUGGAUAUCUAUUUCAAUGUUGAUAGUGUGGAAGUACAAGCAAGUAUCCAUUGCGCAUAGUUUCUUAGUUAAUACCAUGUCAAGUGUACCAGUUUAAAAUGGGCUGUAAAAUAAGUGUUACCGAAACAUUCCACACAAAGUUUUGUCUUGCAGUAUAGACUCAUUUAAGAAACACAUUAAUGUACCUUACAGUGUGCAUUAAUGUGCAUGCAACAUCAAUAGAGAAAAAUAAAUAAAAAGUUGUUGUAUUUGUUUUCAUUUUCUUUUAUCAAUACAAAAGAAUUGACACUGAAACAAGUGGACUUAGAAUAAAACAUAUAUUUUUUAUUCUGUAUAUAUUGAAAUGCAGAUACCAAUAUGUUGCAUUGCUUUGUUGUACAAAUCAAAAAUGUGCUUGUGGCAAAGUUUUUUAUCUAAUUUAUUUUGCAGUAUUCUUUUUUGUUUCGCUUCACCAUUAAAG
Coregonus clupeaformis (lake whitefish) is the source of this 3675-nucleotide messenger RNA. Its product is annotated as inhibin beta A chain-like. Bases 480 to 1700 code for a protein of 406 amino acids. NCBI's taxonomy places the organism in Eukaryota, Metazoa, Chordata, Actinopteri, Salmoniformes, Salmonidae. The transcript is spliced from 2 exons. Gene Ontology annotation, molecular function: cytokine activity; hormone activity; growth factor activity. Gene Ontology annotation, biological process: BMP signaling pathway; SMAD protein signal transduction. The record is from RefSeq and is a predicted model, not a curated record. Gene Ontology annotation, cellular component: extracellular region.